UCUACAUCCCUAUACCUACCCAAUACCUAAACUUAACAGCUACCUUACUAUUAAGCGGCAAAUUUGGAAUUUGUUGAGCCAAAAGUCGUAGUUAUUGGUUUGUAAAUAAUAAGAAUUUGACCUUUAAAUAAAUUGUGACCAAAUUUGUUAGCUGCCGAAAGAAAAUCUUUUGAAAAUCUUGACUUCAAAUAUGACCUGACACUACAACUUCAAACGAUCAAAAACCAGAGGUUUGAAGAAAAACCAGUGACCACAUAAUAUUAUCUAGAUUUAAUAAAAUGUUAUGUAAAUUUUGGUUGAUGGUGAUCAUUUGUAAAAGAAAAAAAAAUGGCUCGUUUACAUUUGACAUUCACAUGUUGAAGUCAAAAUUCAAACACAACUGCAAACUCAGUUUACAUUUGCUUUUCCUAUUUAUGCAGACAACUCAAAAACUUAAAAACACAGAAUAAAUAAUUGCAUUUAUAUAUGCUCAUACAUGCUCAAUGUCAGAAAAACAAGACCUCUUGUUAAGUAUCUUUAAAUCAAUAUUACACUGAUCAGUACUGACACAUGCCAUUACAGUCUAAAAAUGUAAACUAUUUUAGCAUUUUAAAAUUGUUGGAGUCUGUAUGUUAUUGUCAAGUCACACCAAUUACAGAGAGUUUGUGCACGUUUAUUUCACACAAUACUUUUUAUAAAAUUAGCAUUAGUUUCAGGUUUCGGCUCAGGCUGUCCAGAAUGCUUGGUUUCGGCCGGGAUUUUGGAUUUUGAUUCACUGCAAACCAAUUCAAGCCAACCAUAGUCCAGCCCACCUUAUAAUGGGCUAAAGCCACUUUGAGCCAAAAUGAACUGAACAGUUCCACACCAAAUGCUUUAGUACCCUUAAAAACAGCCCUAUGGAUCUGUGUUUUGAUUUGAACUGAAGUGUUAGAGAAGCUCAGUGGCCAUCAACUCACAUAUGCUGGAGAACAAAGGCUUGUGUGUAGAGCUGAAGUUUGUCAGCCUGUUGCUGGCGGAGCACUUCUCUCACACCCUGAUACGAUUUGGCACAACAUCUGCUCUGUCUCUUCCUCUCUAUAAGUCUCGUCUGAUUCUAGUGUUUCAUUUGAAGCUAUUUCAGGUUUUAGGCCUCUUAAAAGUAAAGUCUUUCAGAACUAAACUGAAUUCCUGACAAGAAAUCUUCCCGCUCCCAGCAGCAGAACCGUUAUAUGACUGCUAGAACAGCGCUACUGCUGUAACAUGAUUGAAAUAUUUAACGAAUCAUUCAUCCAAAAGUGAAAAUUCAUGAUAUACUCAUCUUCAAGACCAUUGGCGAUGAUAUUGUGCCUUGCAGCGUUCAAACUACAUGCACCGGGAGGUGCUGCAGAUGGCGGAGCUCUACCCCAACGUGAGAGCUACACCCUGGCGCAUGGUCACCAUCUGGGGCGGGGCCAGUCUGCUGAAGGCCUACCUGCGCAGCAUGCAUGACCUGCUGUCCAUGCUGGACUGGAAAUGGGACUUCUUCAUCAACCUCAGUGCCACCGACUUCCCCACCAGGACCAACGAUGAGCUUGUGACUUUUCUCUCCCAGAACCGUGACAAGAACUUCCUGAAGUCGCACGGCAGAGAGAACGCAAGGUUCAUUAAGAAGCAGGGUUUGGACCGCCUGUUCCACGAAUGUGACAACCACAUGUGGCGUCUGGGCGAGCGCACCAUCCCCGAGGGGCUGGAGGUGUCAGGAGGCUCGGACUGGUUCUCUCUCACGCGCAAGUUUGUGGAGUAUGUGGUAAACUCACAGGACGAGCUGGUGACGGGGCUCAAGCAGUUUUACACCUACGCUCUUCUGCCUGCUGAGUCUUUCUUUCACACAGUGCUGGGAAACAGCCACAUAUGCGAUACUUUGGUCGACAAUAAUCUGCGUGUGACCAACUGGAACCGGAAAUUGGGCUGCAAGUGCCAAUAUAAGCACAUUGUGGACUGGUGCGGCUGUUCACCAAAUGACUUCAAACCCUCAGACCUCAUCAGAAUACAGCAACUAACCCGGCCCACGUUCUUCGCCCGUAAGUUUGAGUCCACGGUGAACCAGGAGUCUAUUGAGAUUCUGGACAAUCAUCUGUAUGGGCAGUACCCUCCAGGCACAGUGGCACUGAAAGCGUACUGGGAGAGCCUAUUCGAGCAGGCUGAUGGGGUCUCAUCCCUCAAUGAUGUGACCCUCACAGCGUACUCCUCCUUCUUUAGACUGGGCCUCCGUAAGCAGGAGACCACUCAAAGCAGUUCUGAGGCCUGCAGGUUUGAACCUAUUGGCUACACCGUCUCUGUGCACCUGUAUUUUUAUGAUGACCGUUUCCAGGGUUACCUGGUCAGGCAGGAGGUGCAGAAUGUGGUGACCAGGUCCCGUGAGAUGCUGGAGGUGUGGGCUGUUCCUCAAGCAACUCUGCAGCUGGAACACAACCUUCAUGAGUUUGAGCGCCUCAAACACCUUGAGGUCGGAACCGAGUGGGACCCAAAGGAGCGAAUCUUCCGUAACUUCGGUGGUGUGAUGGGACCUCUAGAUGAGCCGGUGGCAGUUCAGAAGUGGGCUCGUGGACCCAACCUGACAGCCACCAUAGUGUGGAUUGACCCAGCACACAUAGUAGCAGCCUCCUAUGACAUCAGCAUAGAUGUUGAGGCAGAGUUUACGCAAUAUAAGCCACCGCUUCAGCGCCCCCUCAGGCCUGGAGUGUGGACGGUGCGUGUGCUGCGGUUGUGGGAGCGUGUAGCAGAAGCUCGGUUUCUGGUCAUGCCUCUGGCCUUCAAGGGACGUGAGCCCCUGCGAACAGAAGACCAUGGUUGGGUACACGCAGGUCCACCAGGUAACGUGUAUUUGGAUCAAAGCUUCCAGCAGCUCACCCACGUGUUGAAGCUGCCGCCCAGUGAGCCCGCCCUGCAGGAGGCGCAGAAGAAGACCUCCCUGGUGGGGAAGCCGCUGGAGACCUGGGUGGACAGCUCUGUCGGGGCUUUCUGGGUCACGGGAGACAUUUGCUCUGAGCAGACCUCCUCCUGUCCCACCAUAGGACUCUGCACAAAGACCUCUUGGAGUUCCUUGUCCCCUGACCCCAAAUCAGAACUGGGGCCAGUCAAAAAAGACGGUCGCAUUAGGUAGCCUUGCAAGCUCGAACAAAUGGAGCAGAGCGCCGAAGGCCCUGAAGAACUGUCCACAAGAGUGAAGAUUACGAGUCGUGGUCUUUCAGAUCAUCCCAUUACUAGUCAAGGCACCUUCUGUUGAGGGUGGGAACUGGUUGAGGGUGAAUCUACGAGAGAGAAAAAACGUUUAAAUUUGCACAAGAAGACUGCCAGAAGUGGACAUGUGUGAGUCUUGCUUUUAUAAAUCAAUGUUUAGAUGUCAUCUAAAUACGUUGUUACAAGGUUCGGAGUCUUAUUAGCACAUAGUUUACGGUGUGGGUUUGUGAUACAAAGACCCAAAUCUCAACGAUUUUACACUUUUAUUCUUUGUUACGAGAAAAAAUCUGCACAUUAUUUUCCUCUGUAAGACAGUGGUCGAAAUUGGUAUUUGAAGCUGUUGGAGGCAAGUGGCUGGAGUCCUCUGGCUGUAUCGCAAUGCUUAUUUUGAAGCAUUAAUAUCAAAACUUCGGAAUCAGAUUGAAGAAGUGCACUUUACUGUAAGAAAGAGCUCCCGCCUGAUUGGCUGAGUCAGCAGAGGAGGCGGAGCUUGUAGAAUUGUCAUGAAUUUCUGCCAAUGGAUUGAUAUGUUCUCUCACUUUACGUGAUUCAGCUGCUCGGAGACGCAGCACUGCAUGGACUCAUCGUAUACAGCAACAAAACAAACACUAAUGAAAUCCUGUCCGUCACGAAACAAGAGUCUGAGUUUUGUAAUACUGUGACUUUGUCGUCGUUGAAUGUCCUUUGAGUUGAAAAACUCCUCAUCUGGAGGACCUGCUUUGUCCGUUACUGCAACGUUUGCUCAGCGGCGCACAAAUCGCAAAGUACGAGGAUGUGGAUUGAAAUGAUUGAGACUGCCUGAAGAUCUGACCCUGCUGAAGAUCAGUCCGUGAUCUGUCGCUCAUGCAUACACUUGUGCUUGUAUACCGUGUUACAGUAUUUCACACUUAAUUCUGGUCUUCCACUAGUUUGGUUCUCAACUACGAAUAAUUUUUAACACUCUGUCCUGAACUGAAGCUGGUGUAGAACAGCAGAAGAGCUGGAGACUUGAGUUACACUUGCUGCUCCAGUGUACACAUUUAAAGGAAUAUUUCACAUAAUCAUGUCAAUCUUUUUGACUUUCUUCUGUGGAACACAAAAGAAGACCUUACAAGCAAUGGUCAGAUGAUUGAAUGAAUGGAAAUGAUUUGUUUGCUAUAUUUCAAGUCUUGAGAAACAAAGUUCUCCCCCUCCUAUAUACAGUGGGUACGGAAAGUAUUCAGACCCCCUUAAAUUUUUCACUCUUUGUUAU
Messenger RNA from Sinocyclocheilus grahami, 4408 nucleotides. Its product is annotated as xylosyltransferase 2-like. Gene Ontology annotation, biological process: heparan sulfate proteoglycan biosynthetic process; chondroitin sulfate proteoglycan biosynthetic process. The record is from RefSeq and is a predicted model, not a curated record. Gene Ontology annotation, cellular component: membrane. The transcript is spliced from 8 exons. NCBI's taxonomy places the organism in Eukaryota, Metazoa, Chordata, Actinopteri, Cypriniformes, Cyprinidae. The coding region runs from base 1325 to 3100 and encodes 591 amino acids. Gene Ontology annotation, molecular function: protein xylosyltransferase activity.